Messenger RNA from Castor canadensis (American beaver), 2193 nucleotides. NCBI's taxonomy places the organism in Eukaryota, Metazoa, Chordata, Mammalia, Rodentia, Castoridae. The record is from RefSeq and is a predicted model, not a curated record.
AUGGCGGCGGGACCUGAGCUAAUUGCAGAGGAGUCAGUGACCUUUGAGGAUGUGUCUGUGAACUUCACCGUGGAGGAGUGGGCCUUACUGGAUCCUUCACAGAAGAAUCUCUACAGAGAUGUGAUGAGGGAAACUUUGAGGAACCUGGAUGCUGUAGGUAAGGGUGACAGUGUUUCUUUAAUGAGUCAAUGUGAAGCAGUCAAGAGACCUUGUGAACCCUCAGAAGAGAGUCAGUGUGGACAAAUCUGCACCUGGAUUUCAGAUCCUAAAGCGAACAGGAAAACUCCUACUGGAGUAAAACCAUGGGAAAGUCCUGUGUGUGGAGAAGUCCUCACUGGUGCUUCAUCUUCAAAUGUGGUUGUCACAGUUAAGACUGAACAGCAAUUGUGCAAGUAUGAGGAAUAUACAAAGAAGACGCAUACAUGUGAGGAUUGUGGGAAAGCCUUCCGUCACCCUGAAUGGUUUCUGAAGCAUGUAAGGACUCACAGUGGAGAGAAACUGUAUAAAUGUAAGCAAUGUGGAGAAGCUUUCAGCAGAUAUAGCUAUGUUCAGAUACAUGCAAAACUUCAUGCUAGAGAGAAAGUGCGUGUAUGUAAGCAGUGUGGGAAAGGCUUCAUGACGCUCACAGAUUUUCGUACACAUAUGGUCCCUUCAGAACAUAAAGAAAUUCACACCAGAGAGAAACCCUAUGAAUGCAAGGAGUGUGGGAAAGACUUUCCUUUGUUUGUCACAAUUCACUUGUAUACCAUGAAAGGAUUCACUGUGGAGAGAAACCCUAUGAAUCCAAGAAAUAUAGGAAAGCCGCAUGUCGUAGUUCACUUCAAUGUCAUAAAGGAAUUCACAGAGUCAGUGACCUUUGAGGAUGUGUCUGUGAACUUCACCGUGGAGGAGUGGGCCUUACUGGAUCCUUCACAGAAGAAUCUCUACAGAGAUGUGAUGAGGGAAACUUUGAGGAACCUGGAUGCUGUAGGUAAGGGUGACAGUGUUUCUUUAAUGAGUCAAUGUGAAGCAGUCAAGAGACCUUGUGAACCCUCAGAAGAGAGUCAGUGUGGACAAAUCUGCACCUGGAUUUCAGAUCCUAAAGCGAACAGGAAAACUCCUACUGGAGUAAAACCAUGGGAAAGUCCUGUGUGUGGAGAAGUCCUCACUGGUGCUUCAUCUUCAAAUGUGGUUGUCACAGUUAAGACUGAACAGCAAUCGUACAAGUAUGAGGAAUAUACAAAGAAGACCCAUACAUGUGAUGAUUGUGGGAAAGCCUUCCGUCACCCUGAAUGGUUUCUGAAGCAUGUAAGGACUCACAGUGGAGAGAAACUGUACAAAUGUAAGCAAUGUGGAGAAGCUUUCAGCAGAUAUAGCUAUGUUCAGAUACAUGCAAAACUUCAUGCUAGAGAGAAAGUGCGUAUGUGUAAGCAGUGUGGGAAAGGCUUCAUGACGCUCACAGAUUUUCCCCAGUCCCUUAAGAGACAUAAACGAAUUCAUACUGGAGAGAAACCCUAUAAAUGCAAGGAAUGUGGGAAAGACUUUGUGAGUCACAAUUCACUUCUAAAGCAUAAAAGGAUUCACAGUGGAGAAAAAUACUAUGAAUGCGAGGAAUGUGGGAAAGCUUUUGUGUGUCACAAUUCGCUUGUAUGCCAUAAAAGGACUCACAGUGGAGAGAAACCCUAUGAAUGCAAGCAAUGUGGGAAAGCUUUUGCCAAUCAUAAUUCUCUUCAGAAACAUAAACGAGUUCACACAGGAGAGAAGCCCUAUGAAUGCAAGGAAUGUUGGAAAGUCUUUGCCCAUCGUAGUUCUCUUAAGAGGCAUAAACGGGUUCACACAGGAGAGAAACCCUAUGAAUGCAAGCAAUGUGGGAAAGCCUUUUCUGAUCAUAGUAACUUUAAGAGACAUAAACAAAUUCACACUGGAGAACCCUAUGAAUGCAGGCAAUGUGGAAGGGCCUUGCAUUCAUUAAAAUACCUUCAAAUAUAUGAAUGAAGUCACACUGGAGAGAACCCAUAUGUGUGUAAGCAAUGCGGGAAAGCCUUCAUUUAUCCAAGUAGCUUUCGACACCAUGUACGAACUCACACUGGAAAGAUACCUUAUGUAUGUAAUCAGUGUGGGAAGACCUUCACUGAUUUUGGUUCUCAUAAAUUACCUGAGAGAAUUCACACUGGAGAGAAAACCCUAUGUAUGGAAGGCGAAAUAAGAAUUUAA